Messenger RNA from Lycium barbarum (goji berry), 1314 nucleotides. RefSeq lists its product as uncharacterized. The transcript is spliced from 4 exons. The record is from RefSeq and is a predicted model, not a curated record. Lineage: Eukaryota; Viridiplantae; Streptophyta; Magnoliopsida; Solanales; Solanaceae. Gene Ontology annotation, molecular function: zinc ion binding; nucleic acid binding. Bases 238 to 1098 code for a protein of 286 amino acids.
UUGGGUAUUAAAGCAACUUUGGGGCAAGCCUUCCUUGAAAUAGCUAUUUCCUUCGUCUCGCCUUAUCUAUCUAUUGCUUUGUACUUGUUUCUCGUAACCCUCUUUUUCUCUCAUAUGCACUUUGCAACAUCCCUAAAUCAGAUCUAUUAUUAACAAGGGAGGAGGCAGCAGCUGGGUGGUGGUGUGGUGAUAUUUUAGCUGGUCGUUUUUGGUGGUUUAUUUGUGGUGGUUUUGACUAUGAGAUCUGGCAGCAGAAGCCGAAGCAGAAGCAGGAGCCCAAUGAAUAUGAGAUCUGGCAGCAGGAGCAGGAGCAGGAGCCCAAUGGAUCGCAAAAUCCGUACACAACGGUUCUCCUACCGUGAUGCACCAUAUAGACGGGAGCCACGUCGGGGUUACAGUCAGAGCAGUCUCAGUCAGAGCGGUCUCUGCAAGAACUGCAAACGUCCUGGCCAUUUUGCUCGGGAAUGCCCCAAUGUUGCCAUAUGCCAUAAUUGUGGUCUUCCGGGGCAUAUUGCCUCGGAGUGCAGCACAAAAUCUCUUUGUUGGAAUUGCCGAGAACCAGGGCAUAUGGCUGGAAACUGUCCAAAUGAAGGUAUCUGCCAUACCUGUGGUAAGGCAGGACAUCGUGCUAGAGACUGCACGGCUCCUCCCCUUCCUCCCGGUGACCUGAAGCUGUGCAAUAACUGUUUCAAGCAAGGCCAUAUUGCAAUGGACUGCACCAAUGACAAGGCGUGCAAAAAUUGUAGGAAGACUGGUCACCUGGCACGUGAUUGUCCAAAUGAUCCUGUGUGCAAUUUAUGUAAUAUAUCCGGUCAUCUGGCUAGAGAUUGCCCCAAGGCUGGUGCUCUUGAAGAAAGGGGUGGUGGAGCUCGUCAUUUUGGUGGAGGUGGAGGUGGAGGUGGAGGAUAUCGGGACAUUGUAUGUCGAAACUGCCAGCAAGUAGGCCAUAUGAGUCGAGAUUGCAUGGGAUUGAUGAUCUGUCACAACUGUGGGGGAAGAGGACAUCUAGCAUAUGAGUGCCCCUCUGGAAGGUUUAUGGACUCUGGAAGAUUUAUGGACCGUGGAGGGUAUAUGGACCGUUUUCCCAGGAGGUACUGAAAGAUAAAAGCCAUGCCAUAUCAAUAGGGUUGACUUGAGAUCACAUCCUGUUCUGCUUAUCUCUUUGAAUUGAGAUUUGACAUUUUUUUUCCAGAAAAUAUCGGAUUUUGAAACUAGUUGCUUUGAGUGUGCGUCUUUACAUCUUUUGAAUGGAUAUGAUGAGACUACUAUUAAGAACAUGCAUUAAUGUGACUAUAGUGAGGUGUUUGCAUUUUA